AUGAAAGUGAAUAGUGAGACGAAACGUAAAUGGAAUGAAUGUCACGACUAUACGAAACUACCAACUUGGCUGGAAUGUUGCAAGAUGCUUGACAGGCGAUGUCAACAAUUAAUGGUACUAGCAAAGGCCAAGCCAAAGGCUACAAUCAACCAAGAGUUGCAGCAUACUAGUGUUCGUAAACCUUUCAAGCACAUCUUAAUGACGAAACAAAAGUCUACAACUCUAUCAGUUGAAAAUCGAUGUCAACAGGCGAAGCAAAUCCAACUAUGCUUUAAUUGUCUCCGGAAAGAUCACAUUAGCACACAUUGUCCAUCAACGUAUUCAUGCCGAAUGUGCAAAAAACGACAUCAUUCACUUUUACAUAAUACUGGUGCAUCAUCUAAUAUGGAACCUUUAUGUGAGCAAACAAUAUCACCUCUAAGUCAUGUACAGACUAAUGCACUAGUUCCAGACGAAACUUCUGCUCGGGUAAAAUCAGUGGUGCUUUUGGCAACAGCAAUGGUGUUAGUUAAAGAUGCAUCGGGUACUUUCCAAUUCUGUAUAGUGUUAUUAGAUUCAUGCUCGCAGGUCAAUUUAAUAUCGGAAUCGAUGUGUAAUGCACUUCAUCUAAAAAAGUCACGAAGUAAAAACAGUCUUGUUGGUGUAGGAGCUGCAUUAGUAAAUAUUAAACAUAAAACAAUAAGCACGAUACGAUCAAGGUUAAACAGUUUUGAAGCAGUACUUGAGUUUCUCGUUACCAAAAGAAUUUCUAAAUAUCACCCUAAUGAAACACUGUCGUUAGAAGAGUUGCAAAUUCCUGAAAAUCUUCAAUUAGCUGAUCCGGCAUUUUACAAACGCCAAAAAAUUUAUAUGUUACUUGGUGCAGAAGCUUUCUUUUCACUGCUAGCAGUAGGCCAAAUAAAACUUGGUGAGAAUUUACCGACUUUACAAAAAACUUUGUUCGGCUGGAUUAUUUCAGGAAAAUAUUGUUCUACUAAAGAUUUCAAAAUUGUUUCAUCCCAUUGUGUUGUCAGCUUGGAUACAAUUAAUGCGAACUUGGAACGGUUGUGGCAGAUAGAGGAACCAGUUCAUCCACCAUCAGUAUGGUCAGUAGAAGAACAGCAAUGCGAAACCAACUUUAAAAAAAACUGUAGCUCUCAGUAA
This is a messenger RNA of Teleopsis dalmanni, 1143 nucleotides long. RefSeq lists its product as uncharacterized. The record is from RefSeq and is a predicted model, not a curated record. Lineage: Eukaryota; Metazoa; Arthropoda; Insecta; Diptera; Diopsidae. The transcript has 2 exons. Bases 1 to 1143 code for a protein of 380 amino acids.